Messenger RNA from Caenorhabditis briggsae, 642 nucleotides. The transcript is spliced from 3 exons. Lineage: Eukaryota; Metazoa; Nematoda; Chromadorea; Rhabditida; Rhabditidae. The record is from RefSeq and is a predicted model, not a curated record. Bases 1 to 642 code for a protein of 213 amino acids.
AUGGCCCCAGCAAAUUCUACUACUGUAGCUCAUGGGACUACUGUAGCUCCUGCUAUGGCUACUACAACUGCUCCUGGAAAUGCCCCAACACUUUCAACUAUACUGCUCACCGGAAUAAUUGCACACUCUUCCAACUCUACCGUACCCACUCCAAAAGCCUCUACGAAAUUCCCGGAGACCUGUCAAUCCUUGGGCACUCUAGAACAAUCUCAACAGUGUUAUAUGGCCCUUGAAGGAAUCGAUGCCUUGAUUGGAUCCAUUAGUUUGACGGAUGAAAUCUCCAUCACACUCAUGCAAGAUUACUGUGAGACGUUUGGGACUUGCUACCCAGAAAUCGAGAAGUGCGCUGAGUUCGAUCCAUACUCCAUUACGAUUCUUCAAGGGUUCUGUGAUUUUUAUCAAUUUGUGACAAGUUCGAUUUUCUUGAAUUGCGCCAGGGAUAUGGAGACGAAAACGACACCAUGCACUGAUAAUGCUACAGAGACUAUUAUGAGUUUUAAUGGAACCACCGCUGUCAAGUGCGCUAAACUCACCGCUAUCAGCAGUUGUACAGUUCAAGAAGUCCGUGAUACGUGCAAUUUGAGAGCCGAGCAGAGCUACCAAAUGUUUAUCAAUCGGCACAUUCAAACAUGGAUGUGUUAA